Molecule: messenger RNA, 1113 nt
Organism: Telopea speciosissima
Lineage: Eukaryota; Viridiplantae; Streptophyta; Magnoliopsida; Proteales; Proteaceae
Product: 40S ribosomal protein S6
Exons: 6
Coding region: 122-871 (249 amino acids)
Biological process (GO): translation
Cellular component (GO): ribosome
Molecular function (GO): structural constituent of ribosome
Source: RefSeq, a predicted model, not a curated record
GUGUAAGUCACAGGUCGUUAAAAGAAACCCUAGUUCUUAACGGGAGCCAUAAGCAGGAGCAGUUCCCUGUUCUCAUCUUCUCGCCUCCUCUGUUACUUACGGCGGAAGCGCUGCAUCGAAGAUGAAGUUUAAUAUUGCAAAUCCUACUACUGGUUGUCAGAAGAAGCUCGAAAUUGACGAUGACCAGAAACUCCGUGCAUUUUUUGACAAGAGGAUCUCACAGGAAGUCCUUGGGGAUGCCCUGGGUGAGGAGUUCAAGGGCUAUGUUUUCAAAAUCAUGGGAGGAUGUGAUAAACAGGGCUUCCCAAUGAAGCAGGGAGUUCUUACUCCAGGCCGUGUCCGUCUUCUGCUUCACAGAGGGACUCCAUGUUUCCGUGGGUAUGGAAGGCGUAAUGGUGAGAGGAGGAGAAAGUCUGUCCGUGGGUGCAUUGUCAGCCAAGACCUCUCUGUUCUGAAUCUGGUUAUUGUGAAGAAGGGUGAGAGCGAUCUUCCUGGAUUGACCGACACUGAAAAACCCAGAAUGAGGGGUCCAAAAAGGGCAUCCAAGAUCCGGAAACUCUUCAACCUUUCUAAGGAGGAUGAUGUCCGGAAGUAUGUCAACACAUAUCGCCGAACAUUCACAACCAAGGCUGGGAAGAAGGUCAGUAAAGCUCCCAAAAUACAGAGACUUGUGACUCCCUUGACUCUGCAAAGGAAGCGUGCAAGAAUUUCUGAGAAGAAGAAGAGGAUUGCAAAGGCCAAGUCAGAGGCAGCUGAAUAUCAGAAGCUUCUUGCGAGCAGAUUGAAGGAGCAGCGAGAGAGACGCAGCGAGAGCUUGGCAAAGAAGAGAUCCCGACUUUCUGCUGCCUCUAAGCCUUCAGUUGCAGCUUAAGUGCAUGACCUACAAAUUUUGAGAGUUACAAUUGGAGACUAAUGUGUUCACGGAGAUAAUUUUGAGGUAAUUUGGGCUGCUGUUUGUUCAGGUUUUGUGAGCAUGUUUGGAUCUGGAUGUGUUAAAUCAUUUUGGAUUCUCCCGAAGCAUAGUUUUGUUUCAAAUUUAAGACCCUUGGCAAUCAUUUAUUUUCAGAAUGUUUAGAUUUUGUUUUGAAUAGUUGUUCUAUGGGAUUCUUUUUU